Molecule: messenger RNA, 309 nt
Organism: Penicillium psychrosexuale
Lineage: Eukaryota; Fungi; Ascomycota; Eurotiomycetes; Eurotiales; Aspergillaceae
Product: guanine nucleotide-binding protein subunit gamma
Exons: 3
Coding region: 10-282 (90 amino acids)
Biological process (GO): G protein-coupled receptor signaling pathway
Cellular component (GO): heterotrimeric G-protein complex
Molecular function (GO): G-protein beta-subunit binding
Source: RefSeq, a predicted model, not a curated record
CACGUCACGAUGGCUCCCUAUGAACUUCGAUCCGGGGGUGAUGUCAAGAACAAGAAGCAGAGUGUCGCCGACUUGAAAUAUCGUCGGUUGACCGAGCUCAAUGGUCGUCUAAAGGAGGAUCUGGACCGUCCACGGGUCAAGGUCUCCGAGGCAGCUCUUUCUCUCAUCAGCUACUGCAACAACACUCGCGACUUUAUGGUUCCAUCCGUAUGGGGACAGGUCGACAAGCGCGAGGAUCCCUAUGCUCCUCAGCAACAGGGGGGUUGCUGCACCGUCAUGUAAUGCACUCACGACGGGAGUUUUUCGCCA